Seriola dumerili (greater amberjack) is the source of this 4290-nucleotide messenger RNA. RefSeq names its product type I inositol 3,4-bisphosphate 4-phosphatase-like. Gene Ontology annotation, cellular component: cytoplasm. Bases 307 to 3309 code for a protein of 1000 amino acids. Gene Ontology annotation, molecular function: phosphatidylinositol-3,4-bisphosphate 4-phosphatase activity. The transcript is spliced from 27 exons. The record is from RefSeq and is a predicted model, not a curated record. NCBI's taxonomy places the organism in Eukaryota, Metazoa, Chordata, Actinopteri, Carangiformes, Carangidae.
UUUGAGGACACUCCUCACAACUGUUGUUUUUCUCCCUCAUAAUCAAUUAAACGGAUAUUUGAUCACAACACGUAACUAAAUUGGUUGUGAACUUCUGCUACCCUGUUUGGAAGAUCAUCCUGACUGAACCUGGAUCAGCUUACUUCCUCCCUUCCUUCAUCCCAUCCAUAGACUAGAGGUGAACUGCUUUCUGGAGCAGCUGUGGAUCGACGCAGAAAGAGGGGCACAUCACAUGGGAGUGUGUGACUGUGUGCGUGAGGGUGUGUGUUCAGGCCUCCUGCCGUCGCCCGCUCUUCCCGGACAGGCAUGGCGGGGGGCAGAGAGCGCGGCUCCCGGACACAGAGGCCGUGGUCGGUGUACCGGGCCAACACGUUCGAGCUGUCCAAUGAGAUGAUCGGCCUGGCGCUCGCAGGAAAUAGUCAGGACCCAGAUGAGCCUGUGUUGGAGUUCAGCGUGGCCUGCACAGACCUGGUGACUCCUGCUUUGGAUCGAAAACCCAACAGCUUUGUAGCAGUGAGCUGCACGACACCACCACAGGCCUUCUGGACCAAACACGCCCAGACUGAAGUCAUAGAGGGCACCAGUAACCCCAUCUUCCUCAGCAGCAUCGCCUUCUUCCAGGAGUCCAACAUCAACCAGCAGACCCAGGUCAAACUGGCCGUCUAUGACGUCAAGGACCGCUCGCAGGGCACGAUGUACAUGUUGGGCUCAGCACUUUUUCCUGUGAAGGAGUUGUUGCAGGAGAGGAGCCACAGAUUACAGCUGGAACUGAGAUCAGCGGAGAACGAGCGGGUGGGGAACGUCACCAUAGCAGCGUGGCAGAUGGAGGACAGAGCAGAUCAGAGGAUGCCGGGUGGCCGUCUGCCAGACAGCAUCAAUGGCCGGACAGUGCUGCCUGUUGACGAGAGCCUCACAGAGUCGAUGGGAGUCCGGAUCAAGUACGCCUCGCUAUGCAAAGACACCCUGCUGCGCUCAGUGUUUGGAGGCACGAUGUCAAGGAUGUACCGCUUCCCCACGACUGAUGGGAACCACCUACGGGUGCUGGAGCAGAUGGCCGAGAGCGUCCUGUCGCUAAACAUUCCCAGACAGUUUGUCAAACUGCUUCUGGAGGAGGACGCAGCCAGGGUCUGUGAGCUGGAGGAGUUGGGAGAAUUAUCCCCCUGCUGGGAGAAUCUGCGGCGACAGAUUGUCUCUCAGUACCAGACCAUAAUACUCACAUACCAGGAAACACUGUCUGACCUCAAUGACUACAGAGGUCCAUCAUUCAAAGCCAGUAACCUGAAGGCAGAGCGGAAGCUGGAGUUCAUGCCAACCAACCUACACGUUCAGAGGAUGAGGGUGCAGGAUGAGCUGGGCUUUGAACACACGUAUGAUGUGGUAACAAUCGGAGCUCCAGCUGCUCACUGCCAAGGUUUUAAAAACAGCGGUCUGAGGAAACUCAUCCAGAAGUUUGAGGAGGCAAAGAAACACGUAUUUGAGGAGGGAUGCAGCGCCCUCUCCAGCUCGCAGUCCAUCGUCUACAUACCCCAAGAUAUCGUCCGAGCCAAAGAGAUCAUCUCCCACAUCAACACGCUGAAGACUCAGGUCAGCUACUACGCCGAGAGGCUUUCCCGAGCCGCCAAGGACCGAUCGGCCAGCGGACUGGAGAGGACGCUCGCUAUUCUGGCUGAUAAGACUCGUCAGUUGGUGACGGUGUGCGACUGUAAGCUGCUGGCUUCAGCUAUUCAGGCCCUGAACGCAGCACGGCCCGAGUACAUCGCCUCCAAAUCGUCUCCUUCCGCCGACUCAGAACAAGUAGUCCUCCGUAACGACCAGGACACGCUGCUAGCCAAGUGGAGCGGUCGCAACAGCCGUUCCUCGCUGCACGCAGACUGGCACGAAGAGGAGUGGGAGAAGGUUUGGGUAAAUGUGGAUAAGUCUCUGGAGUGCAUCAUCGAGCGUGUCGACAAACUGCUUCAGAAAGAGAGGAGACCCAGCGAUGCCAGUCAGGACAGCGCCCAGAGUGACCUGCAGGGCAGCGGCAGUAAGAAAGGUGAAGAAAAGAGACGAGCUUUCUGGAUCAACCCAGGAAGUAUGUCACAGGAAUCUCCAUCAUUGCCAUCAUCAUUAUCAUCAUCAUCAUCACCUCCACGAUCACCAUCACCACCACCAUCCUCUCCCUCUCUCUCUGCCCUCUCCUCUGCACGUCCUUGCAGCCCUGAACAAGAAUCCUAUGGAAGCCCCGGUGCUGAGGAGGCGUACCCAGGUGAGUGGAGCGAGGCGUUGUACCCCCUCCUCACCACGCUCACAGAGUGCGUCACCAUGAUGAGCGACAAGGCCAAAAAGUCCAUGGUCUUCUUGCUGAUGCAGGACAGCGCCCCAACGAUAGCCAUGGACCUGUCGCUGCAGUACCGCCGCGACGUCGUCUUCUGCCAGACGCUCACCGCUCUCAUCUGUGGCUUCAUUAUCAAACUGAGGAACUGUCUCCGUGACAACGGAUUCCUCCGACAGCUCUACACCAUCGGCCUGCUGGCUCAGUUUGAGUCCCUGCUAAGCACCUACGGAGAGGAGCUGGCCAUGUUGGAGGACAUGAGCGUCGGCAUCAUGGAUCUGCGUAAUGUCACCUUUAAGGUGACGCAGGCCACCGGCAGCUCAGCGCCCGACAUGUUGCCGAUCAUCACUGGGAACCGCGACGGCUUCAACGUCCGCAUCCCGCUGCCGGGAACCAUGUUUGACGCUUUACCGCGGGAGAUCCAGAGCGGCAUGCUGCUGAGGGUUCAGCCGGUGCACUUCAACGUCGGCAUCAACGAGCAGCAGACGCUGGCUGAGAAGUUUGGAGACACAUCCCUGCAGGAGAACAUAAACUUGGAGAGUCUGUCCAGGCUCAAUUCAUACUACGAACAGUUCAAAGAAGUCCUGCCUGAAGACUGCCUCCCGAGGUCUCGUUCUCAGACCUGCCUUCCUGAGCUGCUGAGGUUUCUGGGGCAGAACGUCCACGCCAGGAAAAACAAGAAUGUGGACAUCCUGUGGCAAGCGGCCGAGAUCUGUCGGCGGCUGAACGGGGUUCGUUUCACCAGCUGCAAAAGCGCCAAAGACCGCACGGCCAUGUCUGUGACCCUGGAGCAGUGCCUGAUCCUGCAGCACGAACACGGCAUGGCGCCGCAGGUCUUCACGCAGGCCCUCGACUGUAUGCGCAGCGAGGGCUGCAGACGAGAAAACACAGUGAAGAACGUCGGAUGCCGAAAGUACGCGUUUAACUCACUGCAGCUCAAAGCCUUCCCCAAACACUACCGACCACCUGACGGCACCUACGGAAAAGUGGAAACCUGAUUGGACCGCAGAGAGUUUGGGUAUUAUUGGACUACUGUGUUUUGGGGAGGUCAGAAUCAGACUGGGUACAAUCAAGUGUUCAGAAACUGUUUCAUUAGACUCACCGUUAUCACCGUUACUGGUUCACAGGACUUAGAUUGAUUUGUUUGGACGUAUACUUAGUGAUUCAGAGUCACACUAAACCCACAGAUUUCAACCACCUAAGUAUAAUAACUGAUUUUAGGUACUGCAUUAGUUGCUCAUGUCAUAUUAUCCAUCACAUGCUGAAUAUAAGAGUUUUCCCUGGUAGCAGAAGAGUCAAGAUCUUAGGUUUUUAUUUUUUUUAUAACAAAAAUGUACAUGACCAGCACUGCCUCACUCCUGAUCAAGCACUGAUAUAAUCAAUAUUAACCACACAAACAUUCAUAUUUAUUUCCUAGAUUGGAAAUCAAGAGAAAUCGAACGUCGGUGAGAUAAGUUAAAAAACAAAUCUCCACUGUCAACCCAGAGUUUUAGGACAUAUUUGUUUUUACAUCAUGCCUCGUGUCUAUCUAUGCAGUUAGGAAAGUCUUCUACAGAAGCUUUACAUGAAAUAUUUAGGAGAUGAUAUUAAUAUUGUGGGAAAUAAACUCAUUGCAUUCAAAGGAUGAGGUUUACAUUAUUCUAUGUUUUUAUUAUUGUCGACAAAUCACAUGAAAAGACCAAAAACAGCAAUGCUAGCACAUGUCCCCACCCUGUCUGUGGCUCUCAGUCUGAAGCCCUUUGCUCCUACUGAAUAUGUAAAUCUUUAAAAACUGGUCCAAAACAUAUAGUUUCUUCUUAUAAAACAUCUGGGCACUGUAGAUUUAAGCAAAUGGUACUCCCAGAGAAAAUAGUGCAUUUGUUGACUGUCUCCAGCGGCAGGUUAAUACACAUUUGGUGCUGUAGUGAGUUUUUUGAGGCAGCAGGACAGUGUAUGUGUUUCAAUAAAUAAACUACUGUUUGUGUAAAUUAAGGAAUGUG